Drosophila suzukii is the source of this 1883-nucleotide messenger RNA. Its product is annotated as sodium-coupled monocarboxylate transporter 1-like. Gene Ontology annotation, cellular component: membrane. Gene Ontology annotation, biological process: sodium ion transport; transmembrane transport. Gene Ontology annotation, molecular function: symporter activity. The record is from RefSeq and is a predicted model, not a curated record. NCBI's taxonomy places the organism in Eukaryota, Metazoa, Arthropoda, Insecta, Diptera, Drosophilidae.
UCCACAUUAUAGCAGAAGAUGCCGGAAAGUAUGGACAGCUAUAGAUUCGGAGCCGUUGACUACACUGUGCUCCUGGGUGUGACCAUAGUAUCCAUCGCCACAGGACUUUAUUUUGGGUGGAUAAAAAAAUACAAAAAGAAUGCAGAAAUCACCACGCCAACCGUUGUUUCUUCAGAAGAAUCCAUGGCGAACUUGGGAUCGGAAAAGAUGAACGAGUAUCUCAUGGGUUCGCGCAAUCUGAAAGUUGUUCCGGUUGGAAUGAGUUUAAUAGCCAGCUUUAUUUCGGGCGUUGCAAUGCUGGGAACCCCUUCAGAGAUUUAUUAUUAUGGCACACAAUACAGUCUAGUUGUCGUAGUAAUUGUCAUUCAAGGACUAGCUGUUUCCUAUAUAUAUUUGCCUGUGUUUUCGGUACUUCGAGUGUGCUCGUCAUAUGAGUACCUCGGGAAGCGCUUUCACUCGAUUAUACAAAGCAUAACUUCUAUACUAUUCGUCAUCGAAGGGAUACUAUAUAUGCCAUUUCUUGUCUACGUUCCUGCUUUAUCGAUAAAUCAGGCUUCCGGUAUUAAUAUCUAUAUAAUACAAGCGUUAAUUGUUGUGGUGUGCGUUAUUUAUACCAUGUUGGGCGGUCUAAAAGCAGUAGUCCAUACCGAUAUCUGGCAAGUGGUAAUCAUGUUUCUAUCUGUUCUGGUUGUCGCCAUACUUGCGACCUUUUAUAUACCCGACCUAGAUGAAUUAUUUGUUAAAUUGGAGGAAGGAGGACGACUUACGUUUGGCAACAUUGAUACAUCGCCAUAUGUCCGUAAUACAGUUUGGUCUGUCCUAAUCGGUGGCACUUUCUACUGGACCUCAAAUAAUGCGGUGCAUCAGGCGAUAGUCCAUCGUUAUAUGUCCUUGCCUUCUUUACAAAUGGCCCGAAAUUCCAUUGCCUUUUUUGUGAUUGGGGCUGUUAUAUUUUAUGCCCUUCUUUGUUAUUUGGGAAUGCUAAUCUUUCACAUGUACAAGGAUUGUGAUCCAUUGAGCGCAGGACUUAUACAGAAUAACGAUCAGCUUGUGCCGCUCUUCGUGAUUCAGAGCGUUGGCCAAAUCUAUGGAAUCCCAGGUCUAUUUAUAGCCGGUAUCUUAGGAGCUGGCUUAAGUUCCCUAUCUGUGGCCUUCAAUUCUACUUCCCUAGUGGUUCUUCAGGAUAUAGUCCGUGGCUGUCUCAAAAUGAAGCCAGGCGAAAAGGCAUCUGCAAUUAUUGUUAAGUCUAGUAUUGUUAUAAUGGGCCUUAUAGCUUUUGGUUCACUAUUUAUCGUGGAAAAGGUUAGUGGCAUCCUGAGCAUCUGCGUAUCGCUAAUGUCCACUGCAACUAGUUGCUCUUUUGGAAUAUUUAACUUGGGAAUGUUGGUUCCCUGGGCGAAUACCGUUGGCACGCUAGUGGGAGGACUCUGCGGAUUUCUCUUAACCGGAUGGAUAACUUUUGGAUCGCAAAUCGCUGUGGCAUCAGGUAAACUAAGUCUCCCUAAACUUCCUGUGUCCGUUGAAGGUUGUGUGGGCAAUGUGACCAUCCCUGAAAAUGUUUGGGUGGACGAGGAGGAUGUGUUUCCACUGUACCGUCUUUCGUACCUUUGGAUAAGCCCCAUUGGAGUUCUAACAGUUGUCGUUGUGGGUGCUCUGGUCUCUCUCGUGACCAAACCCACAGAUAUCAGGACUCUCGAUUCCAAGUUGUUAUCUCCAGUGAUCCACAGAUUUCUUCCUAAAGAAUGUUUCAAACAUCCCGAGAAGGCAACCAAGGAUAUUUCCAGUAUCACUUAAGAUUAAAUACGUUUGAAUUUGGAAUAAAUGCACUCUAUACUAUAUUUUAUUUUACCUCCUAAAAUAAAAAAACUUAAAAAGUCAACUUA